Molecule: messenger RNA, 1290 nt
Organism: Oncorhynchus masou masou (cherry salmon)
Lineage: Eukaryota; Metazoa; Chordata; Actinopteri; Salmoniformes; Salmonidae
Gene: gjd6
Product: gap junction protein delta 6
Exons: 1
Coding region: 1-1290 (429 amino acids)
Biological process (GO): cell-cell signaling
Cellular component (GO): connexin complex
Molecular function (GO): gap junction channel activity
Source: RefSeq, a predicted model, not a curated record
AUGACGGAGUGGACGCUCCUCAAACGUCUCCUGGACGCCGUCCACCAGCACUCCACCAUGAUUGGACGCCUCUGGCUCACCGUCAUGGUGAUCUUUCGCCUCCUCAUCAUUGCCGUGGCGACUGAGGACGUGUAUGCCGAUGAGCAGGAGAUGUUUGUGUGCAACACCCUGCAGCCGGGCUGCGCCACAGUCUGCUAUGAUGCCUUUGCACCCAUCUCACAGCCACGCUUCUGGGUCUUCCACAUCAUCAGCGUCUCGACUCCGUCUCUCUGUUUUCUCAUAUAUACGUGGCAUAAUCUGUCGAAGCUGCCGCAGGGACACAGCGGGCAGGGACACAGCGGGCAGGGACACAGCGGGCAGGGACACAGCGGACAGGGCCAGGGGGUUAACCCAAGGGACUGGCCUCGAGACGGGGGGGAGGAUGGAGGUCGAGAGGCAUUCAACCGGAGCUGUGACUCGGAUAGCUGCUCCAUCCGUUCACACCGGCACUUAGGUCACAGCUUGGCCAAUGUCUUGGAGGGAAUCACUGCCCAGAGUCAGAGCCUCCUAAAGGGAGCUGCCACCACUACAGCCACCACCGCCACGUCUCUAACCCAGGCCAGGGGUCGUGUCUACAGAAAUAGCCACUACGAUGCACCGGGGGGUCCUGGAGGUGGAGGAGGAACCGGAGGCGUCCUCUCCAAGUACUACGUGUUCCAUGUGUGUUUCCGGGCGCUGCUGGAGGUGGGCUUUGUCAUGGCCCAGUGGUUCCUCUUCGGCUUCCGAGUGCCCGUCCACUUUUUGUGCAAGGCCCCACCCUGCACGCAGCCCGUGGACUGCUACGUGUCACGGCCCACAGAGAAAACCAUCUUCCUCCUCUUCAUGUUCUGCGUGGGGCUCUUCUGCAUCCUCCUCAACCUUCUGGAGCUUAAUCAUCUAGGAUGGAAGAAGAUCAGACACUCCGUGAGGCUCAGGGAGGGAGGAUCAUGGGGGAAUUAUGGGGUAGAGAAAGGGGGGCAGGAAACCUUUGAGACUUUCUCUCCCGACAGCCCCUCACUGAUGUCAUCUCUGGGCCUUAGGGAUGUCACCAGUACGACGUUGCUACCGAACUUGGAUCUGGUAGUCGACCACCGGCCUGACUGGACCUGUGCUGGGAACUGUUCCCCAUUUAAUAAGGAGCCUGAUGCUGGUAUAGAGACAGAGCUGCAGCUUCCCAACAACCAGGAGCUCCAGAGAGGAGAGACACAGCUUCUGAAGAGCAAAGGGAAGGGCUGGAAAUCCAAGCUGCGCAGUACGGAGGUCUGGAUAUGA